Molecule: messenger RNA, 650 nt
Organism: Vitis riparia (riverbank grape)
Lineage: Eukaryota; Viridiplantae; Streptophyta; Magnoliopsida; Vitales; Vitaceae
Exons: 1
Coding region: 46-579 (177 amino acids)
Molecular function (GO): acyltransferase activity, transferring groups other than amino-acyl groups
Source: RefSeq, a predicted model, not a curated record
UCAGCGCUGAUCUACAGAGCAAAGCAUUCAGUAUCUUUGGCAUAGAUGAAUUCCGAGAGCCUAACUCUUCGACCAUUCAGGGUGAGCGAUGUGGAUGACUUAAUACUGUGGGCGGGUGAUGAGCAAGUCACUCGAACCAUCCGAUGGAAGACCAUCACCUCUAAGGAGGAAGCCUUGACCUUCAUCAAAGAAGUCUGCAUCCCCCACCCUUUUUGUCGAUCCAUAUGUAUAGAUGACCGCUCCAUCGGCUUUGUUUAUGUCAUCAGGGGGUCGGGCGCCGACAGACAUAAGGCGGACAUGGGGUAUGGUGUAGCCGCGAAGUAUUGGGGGCAGGGGAUUGCCACCAAAACUGUGAAGAUGGUUAUAUCAGAGGUGUUCAAGGACUUCCCUGAUCUGGUAAGGUUGCAAGCAGUUGCUGUGGUGGAGAACAUUGCUUCUCAGAGGGUGUUGGAGAAAGCUGGAUUCACCAGGGAGGCUUUACUCAGGAAACACUCAUUUCUCAAGGGCCAAUUGAAAGACUUGGUGAUAUAUAGUCUUUUGUCCACUGAUUCGAAUGGGGCCUUGGAUGAUGAAGUAUGAGAAAUAGCAUCAUGUAUUUGUAUAAUGGGAUAUUAUUUUUAAUGGAAAAUGGGUAACUAAUUCCUCUCACA